UCAAUUUUUCUCUCUCUACAACACCAAACAUAAAAUCCAUAAAAGUAUUCUCACAAAUUAAUACAAGAGAGAGAGAGAACAAGAACUCGUUAACGUGGGGUUUGUGACAAUACCGUGUUGCUUACAGGGUUGUCAUGAGCGGCGGUGGAAACACACUCACCUCCAUGGGAGGUAGUGGUUGUGGUGGAGGAAGUAGCGGCAGUGGAGGAGGAACUAGUGGCGGUGGUGGUGGUGGGCCUUGUGGUGCUUGUAAGUUUCUAAGGAGAAAGUGUGUUCCGGGUUGUAUAUUCGCACCGUACUUCGACUCUGAGCAAGGCUCGGCUUAUUUUGCGGCGGUGCAUAAAGUUUUCGGAGCCAGCAACAUCUCAAAACUUCUAUUACACAUACCCGUUCAUCGACGGUCCGAUGCAGUUGUAACCAUUUGCUAUGAAGCUCAGGCUCGGAUAAGGGACCCUAUCUAUGGUUGCGUCGCUCACAUCUUUGCUCUUCAGCAACAGGUGGUGAAUCUACAGGCAGAAGUCUCUUACGUACAAGCCCAUUUGGCAUCUCUAGAGCUACCUCAACCACCACCACCACCUCGGCCUCAAUCGCAACCACAACUGCUCUUCUUAACUCCCCCACCACUUUCCAUAACUGAUUUACCUGCAUCAGUCUCACCAUUACCUUCAACAUACGACUUAGCUUCUACCUUCGAUCAAGCAGCGUCUCCUUCGUCGUGGGCAACACAACAGCGAAGAUUCGUUGAUCCACGCCACCAAUACGGUAGAUCAUUGCCAUCUUCUUCAGCAACCUUAGGGCUAGGUGGUGGAAACAGUGACCUUGAAGCAUUAGCACAUGAGCUCCUACAUAGACAAGGAUCUCCUCCACCUACGGCUACCGAUGACUCGCCGUCUCGGACUAAGUCUAGAUGAGUUUGGCUGUGAUCGAUAUUUAUCUCCCUUUCUUUUUUAGCAAAAAUAAAUUACUACUCAAUAAGUUUUAGAAUAU
This is a messenger RNA of Brassica oleracea var. oleracea, 987 nucleotides long. RefSeq names its product LOB domain-containing protein 18-like. The record is from RefSeq and is a predicted model, not a curated record. Gene Ontology annotation, cellular component: nucleus. Lineage: Eukaryota; Viridiplantae; Streptophyta; Magnoliopsida; Brassicales; Brassicaceae. Gene Ontology annotation, biological process: hormone-mediated signaling pathway; positive regulation of DNA-templated transcription. The transcript is spliced from 2 exons. Bases 135 to 911 code for a protein of 258 amino acids.